Molecule: messenger RNA, 2094 nt
Organism: Tricharina praecox
Lineage: Eukaryota; Fungi; Ascomycota; Pezizomycetes; Pezizales; Pyronemataceae
Exons: 2
Coding region: 1-2094 (697 amino acids)
Biological process (GO): regulation of cyclin-dependent protein serine/threonine kinase activity
Cellular component (GO): cyclin-dependent protein kinase holoenzyme complex; nucleus
Molecular function (GO): protein kinase binding; cyclin-dependent protein serine/threonine kinase regulator activity
Source: RefSeq, a predicted model, not a curated record
AUGACCUUAGUCGCUACCCCCCAGGCGAUCUCAUACCCACCAUCACCGACACCCUCCGUGUUGUCCGUCUCGUCCGGCACGUCGUCGGUUUGGUCGGCUCGGUCAACAACAUCCUCGAAUGCUACCAGUGUGGCCUCGACGACCAUAGACAACUUCUCGGCGCCAUCGACCGCGAUACUACCGCAACUCUCCUCGCAAUCGAUCCUAGGACCUGAUGUACGAAGACGCGCUACAGCGCCGACUCCCAGAGGCUCCAUCGAUCAGCAGCAGCAGGGCGUACGGCACCCUCACCCAUGUCCGGCGUUGGACAUUUCUCAGAAACCGUUGCCCAUAGAGCAAAGGCAGAAUCCCAGAAGGACAAACCGACUCUUGGAAGCCAACAAUGGAAAUCCAUGCUCUGCCGCGGAAGGUUGCGUGAUGCCGCCGGUCCCUACCCUGCAGCGCCAAGCAGACAGGAAAGUCAACUUCGUCGAGAACCUUGUCGAUUCCGCAGCGCAAAUCGUGGAGACAAUCUGGCAACCGCCCAAGUAUGUCACUGCCCAGUCUGGGCCGAAGGAUGGAGUUCUACCAUUGCGGACUUUCAUCCAGGAGACUUUGCGGCGAUCGCGAACCAGUUACUCGACUCUACAAGUCGCGCUCUACUACUUGAUCGUUAUCCGACCCCAUCUUCCGGGCAUGGAUUACCAAGACAGCGAGCUUAACGCCGAGGAGGCACAGCUGGUCCGCGCUAAGCAAUGCGGCCGCAGGAUGUUUCUCGCUGCAUUGAUCCUUGCAUCAAAGUACUUGCAGGACCGGAAUUACUCUGCCCGGGCGUGGAGUAAAAUCUCUGGCCUCAAUACGCAGGAGAUCAACGUCAACGAGAUGGCAUUCUUGAAGGCUGUCGAUUGGAAACUUCACAUGUCGGAGAUGGUCUUUCAGAAGUGGACGGAUCUGGUACUGAAGUACACCUCGGCACCAUCGCCGUCACCGGUUUCGCCCAACAGAUCGAGUCCCUGGAGCGACGAGGAAAUGCGGAAGCGGGAAUGGUGUGGAUUGAUACUGUGCUUAUCACCUGACUUGCAUGAGGCGGACGUUGGAGGUUCGGAGAUCGCUCAGCCGAGGCCGUUGGCAUCGCAGGUCGAAUUCGGUCCCCCUCUCGUGUCCGUUCCACCGCCACCGCCGCCGCCUACCCUCCGAAAGACACACUCAAUGCCCACACCUGCCCUACCUGUGCCCCGCAGCCUCGAGCUGCAACAACAGAGAUCGAACGCUUUCACGGCGCUGCAUCAUCUGCACCAGUCGGCCCGCCCACGUCUUGUCAGUUCCGUUUCCAACGUUCACACUCCUGCAGCGAGUGUGAACGCUGGAAGCAGAUUGAACAGUGCUAUGGGAAUUUCGACGUCCAAAGUGAACUCUAUGGCUAGUGUUGCGAGAAGCGCAAUGAGUUCCGCUCUUUCCGGGUGUGCUCAGGAGGCUUAUCCCAGCGCCGAGACGGGCAGGCGGAGGUCAAUCACCAGUGUUGCUGACGAUCUGUCACCCCGGAGGAGUAAUCUGGCGACAUGCCUUCCACGGUGCGACGAGGCUGAAUCGGUGCCCACUCUGGCGAGCGCUAGCGUACCGGCAUUCAAACGACAAGACAGUUUGGGCAUGCAUCGCCUUGCUGUCAAAUGCUCCACAGCCGCAAUUUCCUCGCCGAACAUCAUCGCUUAUACUCCCAUGGGCUCUCCCGCAAGGCUUGCGCCGAUGAACUCACCGCAGCAGCAGCACCGCCUAGUCAUGGCGUCUCCCAAGUCCACCGAGGCUGCAUGGGCCCUGAACCUUCUCCGCGAGGCUCCCUCUCCCGCAACCAGCGUCGGAUCGCUAACGCCAACCCUUUCGUCAAUUGGACGUAAACGCUCGUGCCCGAGCGCUACGGACAGCAGUUCCCACUCCACGAGUGGGAGUUCCGGUGUGACACCGAAGUUUAGGGGAUUGGCGGGAUUCACGAGCCCGACUAUGCGCUACGCUGGUAGCCCAAUUAUUGGGUCUCCGUCAAUGGGCGAAAGAUGUGGCAAGCGUGCUCGAUCUGGCUGGGAAAUGGAUGGUCAUGGAGGAAUUCCGCAAGGCGUUCGAUAG